Condylostylus longicornis is the source of this 1769-nucleotide messenger RNA. RefSeq names its product F-box/SPRY domain-containing protein 1 (gene Fsn). The record is from RefSeq and is a predicted model, not a curated record. The transcript is spliced from 3 exons. Bases 299 to 1069 code for a protein of 256 amino acids. Gene Ontology annotation, molecular function: protein binding. Gene Ontology annotation, cellular component: synapse; SCF ubiquitin ligase complex. Gene Ontology annotation, biological process: synapse assembly involved in innervation; proteasome-mediated ubiquitin-dependent protein catabolic process. NCBI's taxonomy places the organism in Eukaryota, Metazoa, Arthropoda, Insecta, Diptera, Dolichopodidae.
CUAUAAAAACAGCAAACGAGCCAAUUUUUUUCUUGUAUUUUGUUGUCUGCUUUCAAAACAAAUCUAAAUCAAAAUUGAAUUGUGAAACUUUGUGUUAAUUUCAAAAUUUAAGCAACUUUCUACUGUAUGUGUAUUGUUAUGCAGGACUUUUUAAAUAAAUCUUUAAAAUGGUUUUCUACUUCAAUUAAAAAUUUUAUAUAGAAAGAAACAUCAAAGUACUUAAAAUAUCGAUUUUCAGCAAAAAAAGGCUCAUCGAUUUGGUAUCAAUACUUAAUGUUAUAAGUAGUUCAGUCUUGAAAUGAAUGAAAGAACUUUUGCGUCUUUUUUACCAGAUAAUAUUCUUGAGAAUAUAUUUUCAUAUCUAGAUUUAGCAGAUUUGGGUAAUUGUUCACUGGUCUGUAAAAGGUGGUAUAAUUUUUUAAAUGAUGAAAAUAAUGAUGUUUGGCGAAUGCACUGCUUAAAAAAAUUAUCAGAAGACGCUUUUAAAUCCGAUUUGUUAUCAUCGGUGCCAACAUACAAAGCAAAACUUAGGGCAUUUUAUUAUGCGUGGAAUCCUAUUGAUUGUUCUCGCAAUGUUUUUAUUAGACCAAAUGGUUUUACAUUACAUAGAAAUCCAGUUGCCCAAAGUACAGAUGCUGCAAGGGGAAAAAUGGGAUUCACGCAGGGCAGACAUGCUUGGGAAGUAAUUUGGGAAGGUCCAUUAGGUACGGUAGCUGUAAUUGGCAUAUCGACACGAGAAGCUUCAUUACAAUGCCAUGGAUAUGUUGCUUUAUUAGGAUCCGAUGAUCAAAGUUGGGGUUGGAAUUUAGUUGAUAAUCACUUAUUGCAUAAUGGAGAUGCACAAGGCAACUAUCCGUUACUAAACAAUGCGCCCAAAUAUCAAGUGGGUGAAAGAAUAAGAGUAGUAUUAGACUGUGAUGACAACACGUUGUCAUUUGAAAAGAAUUCAGAAUUUUUAGGCGUUGCAUUUAGAGGUUUACCACCUAAAACAUUUUAUCCAACUGUGUCGGCAGUCUAUGGUAAUACAGAAGUAUCAAUGAUAUAUCUAGGUCCUCCACUGGAUGGUUAAUUUUUAAUUUAAUACAAAUUCAACGCAUAUUAAUCGUUAUUAAAUCUAGUCAUAAAAUAAAGUUUUAUAACAGUAAAAUGUAAGAUUUCUAUAAACUUGAUUUAAAAUAUCUAAAAUCAAUUUUUAGGAGAAUAGAUAUAUUAUUUAAUAAUUAUAUUAAGUAAAAUUAAGUAAUUUAAGUAAUUAGAUAACAAAAGUUCUAUAUUCAUAUAUACAUACAUUUGAAACUGUAUUCUGUGCAAUACUAUUUGUUUUAUUGCAAAUUUUAUUCAUUACUAUUUUAGUUUAAAAGGAUUAUUUUUUAAAUUAUUUUCUUCAAAAUGAUAAAAAUAGUGUUCUAUACUUUAAUUAAAAAACUAGUCAAAAUUAUAACUUAUUUAUAAUAUUACUGAGAUGGUGAAAUUAUUUACAGAAAUAAUGAAAUAAUUAUUUAUGAUGUUAAACUUUAAAGAAGCUAGCACGGAACCUUUUAACAUAAAUAUAUAGCAUUCUUAUAUAAGUUAUAUUCCAGUACCUCUACUUAACCAAUAAAUUAAUAUUAGUAAUAAGCAUAGGAACCUGUAGUAGAAAUUUUUUUUUUUUUUGUAUUAUUUUUUUUUUGUACAAUUUUUGUUUUGUAUGCAAUUUGUUAAAUACCUACUUUUGUUGUUAUAUGAAUUUUCCUUUUGUUAAAGUAUACUUACGUAAGUGUAAUUCAUGG